Molecule: messenger RNA, 1106 nt
Organism: Leptomonas pyrrhocoris
Lineage: Eukaryota; Euglenozoa; Kinetoplastea; Trypanosomatida; Trypanosomatidae
Exons: 1
Coding region: 213-1106 (297 amino acids)
Source: RefSeq, a predicted model, not a curated record
AGCUGAUGAGGAAGUCCGCACCAGCUAUCAACGACCACACAAGCUACUACACAGAGGGAGGAGUCGAGACACGAGUCGCUGCACUGCGUUAAAGCGAUCUCUAGCGCUUCGAAGAGAUUCGUCACGAGGAAGGUUCUUUGUGGCUGCUCGCUCAUACGCAACUGCGCUUCUUCUGUACAACACUCUGAAUGCGCAGAACAUUCCUUUCAUCCAUGAGAUCCGGCAGGUUCGAAUCGCCGGCGGUGGCUGUCGCGGUGAAGCGAAGAAUUGCCUCCUACCUUUGCAAGGCCACCUCACGAACCUCGUGGAAGAAACCAGCGUCGGUCGGCCCCUCGUUCCCAGCUGUCGCGUCUUCCUCCACCUCCGUGCUGUGCGAAGCACGCCGCUGCAAAAGCUAUCACUUCUUCAUGAACCUCGAUGACCCCGAGGCAACCCGCCUGCGUGUGGAGGACGAUCUGGAGCGCCUCGCCAGCGAAGAAAAGAAAGGUACCACGGCCUACCUGCACGGCCUGCUCAACCUCACCCUCAGCCACUAUCAGCGCGAGGACUUCAUCGCGGCGCGCGACCUAGCCGAGUACACGCACACGAAAGCCGUUGCUCACAACUCCAAGUCGUCCUUCCUGUACUUCACCGCGACGACGUGCGCGCGGUGCGGUGAUGCGCUGGCCACCGCGUACGAGGCGCACGUCGAGCAAAUGGCGGAGCAGACGAAGACAUCUGCAGCGCUCACCCCCGCACCCUCUGUUGUCUUCAGCGCAAAGCGCACCAUCGCGAAACUGCGCGCCGAUGCGGCGCGUUACCGCGUCAUCGCCGAUCGCGUUUACCACCGACCGGACAUGGCCUUUAUGCGCGGCAGCGGCGAGGGGGGCGGGCGGCGCCACUGGAACUCGUCUCGGCCGUCUGCAGGCAGUGACACACGACACGCCUGGCAGGACGGUAGCAGCAACAACAGCGUGGAUGAGGAGUACGCGCCGCAUGUCUACGGGGAGCAGUGGCAAAACAGGCGCAAGCGUCCAGAACAUGUGGAGAUGAAGCGCUACUACCAGCGGCAGUACACGCCAUCACCGAGCUCUGCCUCCGAGAAGCGGUGGACCGUGCCGAAAUGA